UGGCUGAAGUUGGUGAUCGUGGCGGUGCACGGUGCCUUUGUCGGUGUGGGGGUUGACUUCAUCUCAGCCUGUGACAUCCACUACUGUGCCCAGGAUGCCUGGUUCCGGAUGAAGGUGAAGGUGGGCCUCAGGCUGGCGGUCAACAUCAGGACCCUCCAGCGCCUCCCCAGGAUAGUUGGCAGCCAGAAGUUGGGAGUGGACGACACCGGGGAGGGUGAUGGCAGCAGAGGGGACCCGACGCUGUUUCCCAACAAGGUGAUGCUGCUGGAGGGAGCCCUUGAGGUGGCUGUGGCCAUUGCGGCUCAUAGCCCUGUCACUGUCCAGGACACCAAAGUCAACCUCAUCUACUCCCAUGACCACCGUGUGCCUGAGAGCCUCUGCUACA
Apaloderma vittatum (bar-tailed trogon) is the source of this 385-nucleotide messenger RNA. It is a transcript of the gene ECH1, whose product is annotated as enoyl CoA hydratase 1, peroxisomal. Lineage: Eukaryota; Metazoa; Chordata; Aves; Trogoniformes; Trogonidae. The annotation marks the transcript as partial. Gene Ontology annotation, cellular component: mitochondrion. Gene Ontology annotation, molecular function: delta(3,5)-delta(2,4)-dienoyl-CoA isomerase activity. The transcript is spliced from 4 exons. The record is from RefSeq and is a predicted model, not a curated record.